Messenger RNA from Colossoma macropomum (tambaqui), 1745 nucleotides. It is a transcript of the gene mtdha, whose product is annotated as metadherin a. Gene Ontology annotation, molecular function: transcription coregulator activity. The record is from RefSeq and is a predicted model, not a curated record. The transcript is spliced from 12 exons. Gene Ontology annotation, cellular component: nucleus. Gene Ontology annotation, biological process: positive regulation of angiogenesis; positive regulation of canonical NF-kappaB signal transduction; negative regulation of apoptotic process. Bases 5 to 1582 code for a protein of 525 amino acids. NCBI's taxonomy places the organism in Eukaryota, Metazoa, Chordata, Actinopteri, Characiformes, Serrasalmidae.
UAAGAUGGCAGCGACCUGGCGAGCCGCAGCGCUGGAGCAGGCCGAGCUCGUAUCGGAUCGUCUCCGGCGGCUCGCGUCGUCCGGGCUGCAUUUCCUCCACAGUGAGUUCGGGCUGGACCUGGGCGUGAACCCGGAGCUCUGGCCGUCGUGGGUGAUCCUGACCGCGACGCUGAUCGGGCUCCUGGUUGCGGUGUGGUGGGUCGUGGCCUGCGGCGGAGCUGCGAGGAGAAAACGGGGAACCGGUACGAAGGAAAGCAGCGUUAACGUCAACGUUACCGUAGCCGCUACUACCGCGACGGAUAGCGGCAAGACCCCGCCGGCGAAGACGGUCAAAACUGAAGAACCGAAGAAAAAGAGCAAGAAGAAAGCGGGCGAAAAGAAGACCCAGCCAAAUGGCAAGACGGCCCCUGAGCCUCGAGAAGAAAUCAAAGUCACUCAGGAGGUCCCUAAACAGGCACCGGUAGUAGCAGCAGCACCAGCACCACCACCACCAACAGAACCACCUGCUGACAAAGUUGAUAAGGCCAAGAAAAGUAAGAAGAAAACAAAACCGGAGGUAAAGCAAAGCCAAAGUGUUUCUACCACAGAUGGAAAGGAGCCUGAUGAAGGUGCUUGGGAAACCAAGGUCAGUAACCGCGAGAAGCGUCAGCAGCGCAGGAAGGACAAGGGCCCUGGUGACGACUCGGGAAGCCCUGGAGGUGGCAGUCAUGUUGGCCAGCUGACGGAACAGCCUGUGGUUUCAGCCCCUGCAAACACCAAAAAGAACAAAGAAUCAUUGAAUUCAAAGGCUGAAAAGGCUGACAAGACUGAGAAGGCUGAGAAGCGUGUAGACAUGAAUGCAGCAGCACCACCCAGCUGGAAUCCUGUGAACAGUGGAGGUUGGACUGAAAAGCUUCCACCUCAAGUAAGUGCUUCAGACAGUAAGAAGUGGUCUGUUGGCGUGAAAACGUCUGGACACAGGAACUCCGAACCCUUGGCCUGGGGACAAGAAUCAGAAGUAGGGUCGUGGACUAACAUGGAGGGAAGAAUUAAGACAGAACUGAACACAGUGAACUUCUCCAUGCUUGGAUUAAACUCAUCUGCUGGAGAUCCUGUGGUUCAGUCUUCUGCUGACUUGGGGAAAUGGGAAGCUGUCCGUGCUGUUGACCUUGAGUGGUCUGGAUUCAAUGGUCUUGGAGCUGCGGAUCCAAGUUCAGACUGGAAUGCUCCAACUGAGGUGUGGGGGAACUAUGAGGAGCCGAAAGCUGAGACACCUGCUGCUCAACAAACACCUGUUUCUCAGCCGCCAAAGUUGCAGGAUUCUGAAGAUGAAAAGGAGAAAGGAGAUCCUUCUGGAAGUGGCAAGUCCAAGAGAAAGAAGAAAAAGAAGAAGAAACCAGAGGAUGAAAAUGCUGUCUCCCAGGUGAAUGCCGAGGGUAGACCUGCACCUGCAGAGAGCAGCGCUGUCAAGCCCCGUCCUCACGUUCCACAGGAGGAACCAGCCAAGCAGAAUGUUAUGCCACCUGCCAGUCAGAAGAAAGCUGACCAGAAUUGGGAACAACCGAAGCAAGUUCAAAAGAAAAAGGCCAGAAGAGAAACAUGAACAACCAUGAUAUGCAAAAGAAUUGACAAAAGAUGUUUAUGCAAUAAUUUCAGAGUACAGAAUUUUAUACUGAAGAUAUUUGCUGUAUGAAUCGAAAUCCCAAAAAAAGCAUAAACACUGAGUUAGACCAGCUCAGUCAAAAAAAAGUUAAAAAAAAAGAAAA